AUGUCGCUUUCUAAAGUGAAGCACAUUGUGCUGGUCUUGUCGGGCAAAGGCGGUGUCGGAAAGUCUUCAGUGACGACGCAACUGGCCCUAUCCCUCGCGCUCGCAGGGCAUUCUGUGGGUGUACUCGAUGUCGACCUUACCGGACCUUCGAUCCCUCGCAUGCUGUCGAUUGAAGCAGAGAAGGUUAAGCAAGCGCCCGGAGGCUGGCUCCCCGUGCCUGUCCAUGACGCCGUCGAAGAAAAGGGUAUCGGCUCAUUCCAUGCCAUGAGUCUCGGAUUCCUUCUGCCCAGACGCGGCGAUGCCGUUGUCUGGCGCGGACCCAAAAAGACGGCCAUGGUCCGGCAGUUCCUCUCCGAUGUCUUGUGGGAUGAGACGGACUAUCUACUCAUCGAUACGCCCCCGGGCACCAGCGACGAGCAUAUUUCCCUUGCCGAGACACUGCUGCGAGAUGCUCGGCCUGGCCAGGUCGCGGGUGCCGUUGUAGUUACGACACCACAGGCGGUUGCCACGGCAGAUGUCAAAAAGGAGCUCAACUUUUGUGUCAAGACCAAUAUCAAGGUUCUCGGUGUGGUUGAGAACAUGAGCGGCUUCGUCUGUCCUCACUGCUCAGAGUGUACCAACAUUUUCAGCUCUGGCGGAGGAGCCGUCAUGGCCCAGGAGUUCUCGGUACCAUUCCUCGGCACCGUACCCAUCGAUCCUCAGUUUGGCGAACUUGUCGAAUCCGGCAGGAGGCCGCAGUACCCUCAAGGGACGCAAAUCCACGGUCAGGAUAUCGGCCAGGCCGAAAAGGAGGGCGAGACAAAGGGCGACACUCUUGUCGAGAAGUACCAGGACUGUUCGCUGUCUCACAUCUUUAGCGACAUUACUUCCAAACUCACAACAACGGUAGAGGCACAAGCACAAGCACAGUCAUAA
Colletotrichum costaricense is the source of this 915-nucleotide messenger RNA. RefSeq lists its product as uncharacterized. Gene Ontology annotation, cellular component: cytosol. NCBI's taxonomy places the organism in Eukaryota, Fungi, Ascomycota, Sordariomycetes, Glomerellales, Glomerellaceae. Gene Ontology annotation, molecular function: 4 iron, 4 sulfur cluster binding; ATP-dependent FeS chaperone activity; ATP binding. The record is from RefSeq and is a predicted model, not a curated record. The coding region runs from base 1 to 915 and encodes 304 amino acids. The transcript is spliced from 2 exons. Gene Ontology annotation, biological process: iron-sulfur cluster assembly.